AUGGGCUGUGUAGGAUCUGACCAUCAUGGUGAUACAUUAAAAGAGGUCGCAGAAAAAGCUGGGUUAACCACAGUGUAUCAGAUUAAACAAGAGUCAUCAACAGGAAAAUGUGCUAUUCUUCUAACGACAACUGGCAGAUCAAUGGUGGCGAGUUUAGGAGCGUCGCAGGAAUUUUCUCUCAAGCAGUUGGAACAAACUGAGUUUCAUUCUCACAUUGAAAAAGCACAAAUUAUUUGUUCUGAAGGAUUUUUUAUUGCAUCAUCACGCGAAGCAUUCAUGGAAGUGGCCAGCUAUGCUCACAGUCACAAGAAAAUAUUCUGCAUGACUCUAUCGGCAAAAUAUAUUGUUGAGAAGGGUUUUGGUAAUUGGCUAUUAGCUGCAUUACAGUAUGCGGAUUUUGUUUUCGGAUAUGAAGAAGUAUCAAUACGUGAAAGUCCCAAACUACUCCUAAAAAGGCCACGUACCGUACUUAUUACAAGACGUACCGAACGUACGCUAGUAGCAACAAAAGACAACAUUAAAGAAUAUCAAUGGAAAAGUCCGCCGACUAUCGUUGAUUCUCAUGGCUGUCGAGAAGCAUUUGCAGGAGGCUUCCUGGCGUACGUGGCAUUGAAUAAAUCUAUAGAUGCCUGCGUUGAUGCUGGUUUAUAUUGUGCAUACGAAUCUCUCAAAUAUAACGGAUGUCAGUUCCCAGAAAAUGUUUCAUAUAAUCCUGGCACGUUUGUCUCAGAUACGGAACAGAAGUAA
Didymodactylos carnosus is the source of this 747-nucleotide messenger RNA. The record is from the annotation of a GenBank genome assembly. NCBI's taxonomy places the organism in Eukaryota, Metazoa, Rotifera, Eurotatoria, Philodinida, Philodinidae.